GUCCCGUCAGAAUGAAAUGAUAGAUGUAACGCGGCGGCUCGUCUGGGAUGAGAGACGCUGCAGAGGCAGAAAAAGGUGGAGAAACCUCCUCCUCCUCAUCCUCUCUCCUUCUUCCUCCAUCUCCACGCCCCAUCAUUGUUGUCAAUAGCAGCCCGGCACCAUGUCUCCUCCAGCGUCGGCGGCCCCGGCGACUGAAAGCAGCACGACCACCACCGUGUUCGAGGAGGACAGCAGGGAGGAGCAAAGACCGCUGAAACAAUCCCUGAGCAAGUCGUUUUGUCGGGAGAGUUUCUGGAAAUGUCUUCUCCUGUCCGUCCUCAUGUACGGCUGCAUGGGAGCGAUGGUCUGGUGUACCGUCACCAAGGUGACGCGCCUCACCUUCGACAGCGCCUUCAAAGGGAAAUCCAUGAUGUACCACGACAGCCCCUGUUCUGACGGCUACAUCUACAUCCCUUUGGCCCUGCUGGGCAUGCUCUACCUGGUGUACCUGGUGGAGUGCUGGCACUGUCACGUGAAGAACGAGUUGCAGCACAAAGUGGACGUGGAGGGCAUCUGCGAGCGCAUUCAGAGGAUGCAGCAAGCUAAGCCUUGCAUCUGGUGGAAGGCCAUCAGCUACCACUAUGUUCGCCGAACUCGUCAGGUCACGCGCUAUCGCAAUGGGGACGCUUACACCAGCACACAGGUUUACCACGAGCGGGUCAACACUCACGUGGCUGAGGCCGAAUUUGAUUACGGUCACUGUGGAGUCAAAGAUGUUUCCAAACAGCUCCUGGGUCUGGAGAAGUCUCCGCUUACAAAGAUGCGUUUCACCAAGUGCUUCAGCUUUGCCAAUGUGGAGUCCGAGAACUCAUACCUGACACAGAGAGCCAGGUUUUUCACGGACAACGAGGGGCUGGAUGACUACAUGGAGGCCAGAGAGGGAAUGCACCUGAAAAACGUCGACCUGAAGGAGUACGUCAUGGUGCUGGCUGACCCGGAACAUCAUCCCUGGUAUCUGUCUCACUACGUUUUCUGGUUGGCAUCGUUCCUCACGUUCUCCUGGCCUCUCAGAGUCUUCACCGAGUAUCGCACUGCAUACGUUCACUACCGUGUGGAGAAGCUUUUUGGGCAUGAUUACCUCCCUGUGACUCCAUGUGAUGACCGGCCUUAUUGGCGUCGGAUUCCUCGUGUGAACACAGUCGACAGCACUGAGCUGGAGUGGCACAUUCGCUCCAACCAGCAGUUGGUUCCCAGUUACUCCGAAGCCGGCUUGAUGGACUUAGCCCAGCGUCCGUCUAACUUCAGUGGGAUUCGUCAGAACUGUGAGCGUUGCCACAGAGCCAUCAGCUGCUCCUCUGUCUUCUCCAGAAGUGCCCUCAGCAUCUGCACAGGCGCCAGCUCCCGCAUCCCCUUCAGUGGGAGCCGGUUCUCCUUGGCACGGCACUACGGCUCCCAGAGGAGCUGCUUCUGGAGGAGCGGCAGCCUGGAUGACCAGGAGAGUCCCAGCGAGAACACCCGCUGCCUGUCAGAGCGCCUCGCCACAGACGAGGAGGAGCCUCCGCACUACGAGGAUGCCCUCUGCUACCCCGUUCUCAUCGUCCACUGCAGCGAGAACUGUCACAGCCACAGAUCCUUCCACAGAAACAGCUCUUGUGUGGAGACCUCUUUAUGAUUGAAACAGUCACUGCUGAAACAGCUGUAGCAUUAAA
Nothobranchius furzeri (turquoise killifish) is the source of this 1688-nucleotide messenger RNA. Its product is annotated as transmembrane protein 151B. NCBI's taxonomy places the organism in Eukaryota, Metazoa, Chordata, Actinopteri, Cyprinodontiformes, Nothobranchiidae. The record is from RefSeq and is a predicted model, not a curated record.